Gekko japonicus is the source of this 6375-nucleotide messenger RNA. Its product is annotated as mucin-5AC-like. Gene Ontology annotation, cellular component: extracellular matrix. Gene Ontology annotation, molecular function: protein binding. The coding region runs from base 1 to 6375 and encodes 2124 amino acids. The record is from RefSeq and is a predicted model, not a curated record. NCBI's taxonomy places the organism in Eukaryota, Metazoa, Chordata, Lepidosauria, Squamata, Gekkonidae. The transcript is spliced from 39 exons.
AUGAGGCACGACGAUCUUGCGGGCCGUGAGGGCCACCUAACUCAAGAGUUCAAAGGACGCUUCUGGAGACUCAGACAUCAGCACAGAGUCCGUGCCCAAGUUGCAGACCAGCAAUCCCAGUAUGAAGAUCAACAAGCCCAGGACUAUGACCAGCAAUCUCAGUACGAUCAACAGCAGUCAAAUUAUGACGACUAUCAAAAUGUCCAGCAGGGACAAGACUCUCUGACCACACGAGCUCUCAGCAACCCAGAUGUGACCAUCAUCCCACCAGUGAGGACAACUCUAGCUGUCAAGGCUGGAAAUCCCGCUCACAAUGGGCAAGUGUGUAGCACUUGGGGCAACUUCCACUUCAAGACCUUUGAUGGGGACAUCUACCAUUUCCCUGGAGUUUGCAACUAUGUCUUUGCCUCCCACUGCAAAUCUAACUAUGAAGACUUCAACAUCCAAAUACGGCGCACCACGGCUCAGAAUGCUACCAUUAUUAGCCGCGUUGUCAUCAAAAUUGAUGGAGUCAUCGUUGAACUGACGCAGGACUCCAUUCUUGUCAAUGAAAAACAUGUUCUGCUGCCUUUUACCUACUCAGGGAUCCUGAUUGAAAGAAGCAAUGGUUAUAUGAAAAUCAGUGCCAAAUUAGGCCUGCUUUUAGUGUGGAACCUAGAGGAUAACCUUCUGCUGGAACUGAAUGAGAAAUAUGCUAAUCAGACUUGUGGCCUUUGUGGCGACUUCAAUGGUAUCCCAAUAUACAAUGAAUUCAUUGCAAACAACGUCCAGCUGAAUCCUGUGCAGUUUGGAAACUUGCAAAAGAUGGAUGGACCCACGGAACAGUGCCAAGAUCCCGUCCCCUCGGCCCCACGCAAUUGCAGUCAACAGUUUAGUACUGUCUGCCAGACUGUAUUGACUGGUGAAGCCUUCCUGGGCUGCAACGCACUGGUUGACGUGCAAAGUUAUAUUGAUGCUUGCGUACAAGAUCUGUGCAGCUGCGAUUCAUCGAUGACGGACUUCUGCGUUUGUAACAACUUUGCCGAAUAUUCCCGGCAAUGUGCCCACUCUGGGGGGCAGCCCCUUGAAUGGAGAACUGAAGAAUUGUGUGCCAAGACAUGUCCUUUCAACAUGCAACACCGGGAAUGUGGAACGCCCUGCUCUGAUACUUGCACCAAUCCAGAAAGGUCCCAGCUCUGUGAAGAUCACUGCACAGAUGGCUGCUUCUGUCCCCCAGGAACUGUAUAUGAUGACAUUAACAAUGCGGGCUGCAUCCCUGUUAAGGACUGUCACUGCACUUACAAUGGGGACACUUAUGCUCCUGGAGCUUCUUUUGCAUCCAAGUGUACUUCCUGUACAUGUACUGGAGGCCAGUGGGCCUGUGUCAGCCUUUCAUGCCCUGGAAUAUGCACAAUUGAAGGAGGGUCCCACAUUUCAACAUUUGAUGAGAAACAGUAUUCCUUCUUUGGUGACUGUAGCUAUGUCUUUACUAAGCUCUGUGACAGCAAUGCUUUCACUGUUCUGGUCGAAAUCAGAAAGUGUGGCCUCACAGACACGGAGACAUGCUUGAAAGGUGUGGCCAUCAGCAUCGAUGGAGGUCAGACGGUAAUUGUGAUCAAGCCUUCUGGGGUUGUCUACGUGAAUAUGAUCCUCACCCAGCUGCCUGUCUCUGCAGCCAACGUCACCAUCUUCAGGCCAUCAUCAUUCUUCAUCAUGUUACAGACAAAUAUUGGCAUCACGUUAGAGGUCCAACUUGUACCUAUCAUGCAGAUCUUUGCACGCUUAGAUCCAGUUCACAAAGGACAUACAUGUGGUCUCUGUGGAAACUUCAACAGUAUCCAGACUGAUGACUUCAAAGCCAUCAGUGGGGUGGUAGAAGGAACCUCAGCAGCUUUUGCCAAUACCUGGAAAACACAGGCUGAUUGCCCAAAUGUCAAAAACAUAUUUGAGAACCCAUGUCUCCUCAGCAUAGAAAACGAAAAAUAUGCUCAGCACUGGUGUGGACUGCUGACAGACAGCAAUGGACCUUUUCAGAAGUGCCACGCCAUUGUAAACCCAGCUGCUUACCACACGAACUGCAUGUUUGACACCUGCAACUGCGAGAGAAGCGAGGACUGCUUGUGCGCUUCCCUCUCCGCCUACGUCAGGGCCUGUGCUGCCAAAGGAGUCCUUCUGAGCGGAUGGAGGACCAACAUCUGCACCAAAUACCAAGUAUGUCCCAAAACCCUGGUUUACCGCUAUAACAUCGAUUCAUGCCAACCCACCUGCCGAUCUCUGAGUGAGCCUGAUGUCACCUGCAAUAUUGAGUUCACCUCGGUGGACGGAUGCACCUGUGAAGAGGGGACAUACAUGGAUGAAAGUGGCAAAUGUAUACCUGCUACUAGCUGCCCUUGUUACUAUAAAGGGUCUCCCCUACCGUCUGGAGACGUAAUUCAUGAAAAUGGCGUCAUUUGCUCUUGCACACAAGGAAAGCUUCAGUGCAUUGGAGAGGUGAAGCCAGAACCAGUGUGUGAUGCUCCCAUGAUCUAUUUCGACUGCCGCAAUGCCACAGCAGGGGUCACCGGAGCUGAGUGUCAGAAGAGCUGUCAGACACUUGACAUGGAAUGCUAUAGCACACAAUGCGUUUCUGGCUGCAUGUGCCCCAAUGAACUGGUCUCAGAUGGCAAAGGUGGAUGUGUAGCUGCUGAAGAGUGCCCUUGUAUUCACAAUGAAGCCAUAUAUAAAUCAGGAGAUACCAUCAAGGUGAAAUGUAACACUUGUACAUGUAAGAAAAGAAUGUGGGAAUGCACCAACGAACCUUGCCUGGCGACAUGCUCAGUUUAUGGAGACGGCCAUUACAUCUCCUUCGAUGGCAAACGCUACAGCUUCAGUGGAGACUGCGAAUACACAUUGGUCCAGGAUCAUUGUGGUAAAAACAGCUCAAAGGCAGGAACUUUCAGAGUCAUCACGGAAAACAUUCCCUGUGGGACUACUGGGACCACCUGCUCAAAGGCCAUUAAAGUGUUUAUGGGAAAUUAUGAGCUAAUACUCACAGACGGCAAAUUUGAUGUGAUACAAAGAGCCCCAGGCGGUGAAGUGCCAUACAAAGUUCGAUACAUGGGCAUCUACAUGGUGGUUGACACGACAGCUGGUCUGGUCCUGAUGUGGGACAAGCAAACCAGCAUCUUCAUCAAACUUAGUCCAGAAUUUAAGGGUCAGGUAUGUGGACUUUGUGGAAACUAUGAUGGAAAUGACAUUAAUGAUUUCACCACCAGAAGCCAGUCCGUUGUAGGAGAUGUGCUUGAGUUUGGUAACAGCUGGAAGGCAUCUCCCACUUGCCCAGAUGCCAAAAAGAACAGGGAUCCUUGUACUGCAAACCCAUACAGGAAUUCGUGGGCCCAGAAGCAAUGCAGCAUCAUUACCAGCCAAGUGUUCGCUUCCUGCCACUCUCAGGUUGAGCCAACAAAAUACUACGACACAUGUGUGUCUGAUGCCUGUGCUUGUGACACUGGGGGAGAUUGUGAAUGUUUCUGCACGGCUGUAGCGGCCUAUGCUCAGGCAUGCAACGAGGCUGGUGUUUGCGUUGCUUGGAGAACACCGUCCAUCUGCCCUCUGUUCUGUGAUUACUACAAUCCACAAGGGGAGUGUGAGUGGCACUACAAACCUUGUGGCUCUCCUUGUAUGAAGACCUGCAGAAAUCCAAGUGGAAAAUGCCUACAUGAGUUACAGGGCUUGGAAGGCUGCUAUCCUCAGUGUCCAAACAAGACUCCUUAUUUUGAAGAAGAUGGCAUGGAGUGUGUCGAGUCUUGUGGUUGUUUUGAUGAUAGAGGAAAAUACUACAAGCCAGGAGCAAACAUGCCUUCAGAGCAGAACUGUCAAUCAUGCACCUGCGUAAUGAAUGACCAAAAGAAGUGUGUCUACAACGAAGAUGAAUGCUACUGCGUCUACGAAGGGCAGAAAAGCAAGCCCGGGGAGAUCAUCUACAAUACGACGGACGGCAUCGGAGGCUGCAUCACUGCAUUCUGCAGCCGCAAUGGAACCGUUGAGAGGAACAUCUUCCCAUGUCCAACUUCCACAACAGCUUCCACGACAUUUGUCUUUAGUACCACUUCACCAGCACCUACUACCCCAGUGUGCGACCAGCCCACCAGAAACAACGGCAAGCACACUCACUACUCCAACUCCAUCUACACCAACAGUUUCUCAGACUACAACACAAGCAUCAACAAAAACUAUUCCAGCAACAACAAAAACUACUACAACAACCACAGCCACUACUACUCCAGUUCCAGAAACUACUUCAACAGCUCCAACUACAGUUCCAGAAACUACAACAACAGUCACAACCACAACAACACCAAAUAUUCCUGUUCCAGAAACGACCACUACAGUUCCAGAAACUACAACAACGAUUACAACAACGACAGUUCUAGAAACUACCACAACAGUACCAGAAACAACCACAACAGUUACAACCACAUUACCAACAAGUACUGUUCCAGAAACUACUACAACAGUUCCAACAACUACAGUUCCGGAAACUACCACAAUUACAACCACAACAGAGCCAGAAACUACCACAACAGUCACAACCACAGCAACAACUACUCCCGUUCCAGAAACUACCACUACAGUUCCAGAAACUACCACAACAAUUACAACCACAACACUGCCAGAAACUACCACAACAGUAACAACCACAACAGUACCAGAAACUACCACAACAGUAACAACCACACCACCACCAACUACUCCCGUUCCAGAAAUUACCACUACAGUUCCAGAAACUACCACAACGAUUACAACCACAACACUGCCAGAAACUACCACAACAGUAACAACCACAACAGUACCAGAAACUACCACAACAGUAACAACAACAACUACUCCUGUUCCAGAAAUUACCACGACAGUUCCAGAAACUACCACAACAGUAACAACCACAACAGUGCCAGAAACUACCACAACAGUAACAACCACAACACCACCAACUACUCCAGUUCCAGGAACUACCACAACAGUUCCAAAAACUACCACAGCACCAACUACUACACUUCCAGAAACUACCACAACAGUCACAACCACAACAACACCUACUACUACAGUGAAACGAUUUAUAAUAAAACAGAUCACGAUGGUUGCCUUUUCUAUGCCAUCUGUACUGAAACAUGUUCUGUUGAAAGAUUCAAGGGGCUUUGCAAAUCAACAACACCCGAACCAACAACACCCGAACCAACAACACCCGAACCGACCACAACAGUCGAAACCACACCGGCCACCACCAGCACAGCCCCAGUCACCACCAGCACACCAGCACCCCGUGUACCCGGUUGUCCUGACGCUGUGCCACCCAGGAAGGAGGGUGAAACAUGGAUAUCCAAUUGUACCAAGUCAACUUGUGAAGGGAAUAACAAAAUUGUUGUAAACCAAGUGAAGUGCCCCCCAGUGGAGAAAAUAGUCUGUGAAAAUGGGUAUCCACCCGUGAAAGUCUUCAGCGACGAUGGCUGCUGUUACCACUAUGAAUGUGAAUGUGUUUGCAGCGGCUGGGGCGACCCUCACUAUAUCACAUUUGAUGGAACUUAUUACACCUUCCUGGACAACUGCACGUACGUGCUGGUGCAGCAGAUUACACCAAAAUACGGCGAUUUCAAGGUUCUCAUUGACAAUUACUUCUGCGAUGCAGAAGAUGGACUUUCCUGCCCUCAGUCUAUUAUUAUUUUCUACAAAUCUGCAAAAAUAGUGCUAACCCGCGAACUCUUUAAUGGAGCAGAGGCCAACAAGAUCUACUUCAACAACCAGAUUGUCAACCCCGGUUUCCAGAAAGAUGGCAUGUCUGUCUCCACGCUGGGUGUCAAUAUGAUGGUCGAGAUACCAGAGAUUGGGGCUACCGUCACCUUCAGUGGUUUAAUCUUCUCCAUAAAGCUUCCCUAUAGCAAAUUCGGCAACAAUACCGAAGGACAGUGUGGUACCUGCACAAACGACAAAAAAGAUGAGUGCCGCUUACCCAGUGGUGUGGUCACUGAUUGUCCCCGCAUGGCUCCCGCUUGGAGAGUCCCUAGUGACAAGAAAGAGUACUGCUCUACACCACCACCAGUACCUGCAACCACACCACCUCCACCACCAACUUGUAAACCCAGCCCUCUUUGCCAGAUGAUUUGGAGCGACAUCUUCUCGAAGUGCCAUGAUGUGAUACCUCCAAAACCUUUCUACCAAGGCUGUAACUUCGAUGCUUGCUAUAUGACCAAUACUUCCAUGCAGUGCUCUGGGCUGGAGAUAUAUGCUUCUCUUUGUGCCACUAAAGGUGUCUGUAUUGACUGGAGAGCAAAGACCAAUGGCUCCUGCCCAUUCACCUGUCCUAAAGGAAAAGUAUAUGAACCAUGUGGCCCUCUCAACCCUGCAACCUGUGACACAAAGUAA